AACUCAUUCCGGUGGUGAGAGUUCAUCGGCCACUGUCAUGCUGCUUUUACCACUCUUGCUGGUUUUUCCCUCUUUGUUAGGAUUGUUGUUUGCCACACAAAACAGCGCUCUCUAUCGAUAUCCAACAGGCCGUGCUUCGUUUGGUAAAUUCGAGUGCGACCCUUUCUACUUCUCAUGGGCAGAGAAACUUACAUCAUUCAUGGUGGAAGAUAAGUUGGACUGCACUUUCCUUUGUGUUGGUGAACCAAAGUGCUAUUCGUUCAACAUAGCAGUGUAUCCUGACUCCAGAGGUCUUUAUCUGUGUGAGUUAUUGGCCACAGACAAGUACAGAGAGGCUGAAAAGGUUCGUGCAAAUGCUACCUUCCAUCACUGCAGUCCGUUGUCUCCAUGUGAAAGUGCUCCUUGUAUGAACGGUGCUGUCUGUGUUCCUGAAUAUGAAUCGAACUUCUAUCACUGUGACUGCAAGCCUGGAUUCUGUGGAACUCACUGCGAGCAAGGAGGAGAUAAAACCUGCAGUCAGAUCAAACUUUGUAAUCUCCCAGAUGGUUCUUACUUCAUCGACCCUGAUGGAGAGGGAGGAGUGAAACCAUUCAAAGUCUAUUGUGACAUGACCGACAAGGACGGCGUUGGAGUGACGGUUGUCAGUCAUGACAGUGAACACAGAACACUGGUGGAUGGGUUUAAUAGUAGAGGCAGUUAUUCCCGAAAUGUCAAAUAUGAUGAAUCUGAUUUUGUUCAAUUGGCAAGCCUAACAUCUUCAUCUGCUAACUGCGAGCAGUUUAUAAAGUACGAUUGCUAUCACUCAGUAUUCCUUAAAAAUGGUAAAAUGUUCGGAUGGUGGGUGUCACGUGGUGGGGAGAAAAUGACAUACUGGGGAGGAGUCGAUUUUGUUGACUACAAAUGCGCAUGCGGCUUGACCAAUUCAUGCGCAGACCCUAUCGACGGAUGUAACUGCGACAGUAACGACGAUGUAUGGCGAGAGGACAGCGGUUUACUCACAGACAAGUCCAAGCUUCCUGUGACGCAAUUGAGAUUUGGAGAUACCGGCAUCGCUAGCGAUGGCUCAGAUGAAAAAGGACAUCACACGCUUGGAAAACUUAAGUGUUAUGGACUCAACCAUGAUUUACAGUCACCAAAAAAUCGCCUCAAAUGUACUUAA
Molecule: messenger RNA, 1159 nt
Organism: Pocillopora damicornis (cauliflower coral)
Lineage: Eukaryota; Metazoa; Cnidaria; Anthozoa; Scleractinia; Pocilloporidae
Product: neurexin-4
Molecular function (GO): extracellular matrix structural constituent
Source: RefSeq, a predicted model, not a curated record